AUGUACUCUGACUCUUUGUUCGGCAAUCAAAAAACGAAUCCGGACUUUUUGACCGAUUACCCCGAUAUCCAAGCCAAUUUUAAACCCGAAUGUCUAGUCUGCCCUGGGUGCCUUGGCUGGGACGAUAACAGGGCAUAUUAUGGAGACGGAUUGGCCACCGCCAACCGGAUUGGCGCCACUUCACCGUCGGUAUAUUAUUAUGUUGGCUAUGCUUGGCCAAUUUACCCGUAA
This is a messenger RNA of Macrosiphum euphorbiae (potato aphid), 231 nucleotides long. NCBI's taxonomy places the organism in Eukaryota, Metazoa, Arthropoda, Insecta, Hemiptera, Aphididae. The record is from the annotation of a GenBank genome assembly.